Molecule: messenger RNA, 2833 nt
Organism: Sorex araneus (European shrew)
Lineage: Eukaryota; Metazoa; Chordata; Mammalia; Eulipotyphla; Soricidae
Gene: VIPR2
Product: vasoactive intestinal peptide receptor 2
Exons: 13
Coding region: 85-1413 (442 amino acids)
Biological process (GO): cell surface receptor signaling pathway; adenylate cyclase-modulating G protein-coupled receptor signaling pathway
Cellular component (GO): plasma membrane
Molecular function (GO): vasoactive intestinal polypeptide receptor activity; G protein-coupled peptide receptor activity; peptide hormone binding
Source: RefSeq, a predicted model, not a curated record
UGCGCUGGGGCUGGGCGGCUGCUGCUGCGCGUGCGAGCGGGGAUCCGGGCGCGGGUGCCCGGCGCUGCUGCGCCUGCAGCCGGGAUGGGGAUGCGGCGGCUGGCGCUGCUGCCGCCCGCGCUGCUGACCUGCUGCGGCUGGCUCCUGGCCCCGGUAAACAGCAUUCAUCCAGAAUGCCGGCUUCGCCUGGAAAUACAGGAAGAAGAAACAAAAUGCACAGAGCUUCUGAAGGCUCAGACAGAACAGCCCAAAGCCUGCAGUGGCGUGUGGGACAACAUCACUUGCUGGCGGCCUGCAGAGCUUGGCGAGACUGUCACCGUGCCAUGUCCGAAAGUGUUCAGCAUUUUCCACAGCAAACCAGGAAACAUAAGCAAGAACUGCACAGGUGAUGGGUGGUCCGAGGUGUUUCCGACCCUCAUGGACGCCUGCGGCAGUCAGGACCUUGAGAAGAAGAUCUCAUUCUAUGACCUGGUGAAAGCUAUCUACACCCUUGGCUACAGCCUCUCUCUGAUCUCCCUGACAACCGGAAGCAUCAUUCUCUGCCUCUUCAGAAGGCUGCACUGCACCCGCAACUCCAUCCACCUCAACCUCUUCCUGUCCUUCAUCCUGCGUGCCAUCUCGGUGCUGCUCAAGGACAACGUGCUCUACUCCGACUCGAGCACUAGGCAGUGUCCCAACCAGCCGGCGUCCUGGGUGGGGUGCAAGCUCAGCCUGGUGUUCUUCCAGUACUGCAUCAUGGCCAACUUCUGCUGGCUGCUCGUGGAGGGGCUGUACCUGCACACGCUCCUCGUGGCCAUCUUCGUCCCCAGCAGGUGCUUCCUGGCCUAUCUCCUCAUAGGAUGGGGAAUCCCCACCAUCUGCAUCACGGCGUGGACGGCGGCCAGGAUCCUUCUGGAGGACACCGGGUGCUGGGACACCAAUGAGCACAGCCUGCCCUGGUGGGUCAUCCGGACCCCCAUCCUGAUUUCUAUCAUCGUCAAUUUUGGCCUCUUCAUCAGUAUCAUACGGAUUUUACUGCAGAAGCUGACGUCCCCAGAUGUGGGCCACAACGAUGAGUCACAGUACAAGAGACUGGCCAAGUCCACGCUGCUGCUCAUCCCGCUGUUCGGAGUCCACUACGUGGUGUUUGCUGCGUUUCCCUUCGGCUUCUCCUCUGAGUACCAGAUUCUCUUCGAGUUGGGCCUCGGCUCCUUCCAGGGCCUGGUGGUGGCUGUUCUGUACUGCUUCCUCAACAGCGAGGUGCAGAGUGAGCUCAGGAGGAAGUGGCACAGCCUGUGGCCGGGGCGGCCAUCAGCCCGGGACUACACGCUCCACAGCUCGUCUGUCUCCCGGAAUGGCUCCGAGGGCGCCCUGCAGUGCCCCCGGGGCUCCCGUGCCCUGUCCUUUCUGCAGACGGAGACCUCGGUCAUCUAGUGCCCCCUGCAGUCCCACGUCAGCACUGCUGCGCACCCUGUGGAGAGGAGGCUCCAGGCCUCUCUCCCGAGGCCGGACACACCCCAGGCUGAGGCAGACGAGGGAGCAGGUGGGAGUAUGGGGACACAGGCAGCCCCCCGGGCCUCCCUGUCAUCGGCCUGCCCUGUCCUCAUGCUCCCCAGAGGAGCAGAGGGGAGGCAAGCACCGCUGACCCCUGCCCGAAUGGAAGCUGCUGUGCAAACUAUAAACAUGGAUGGAGCGCCCCGUGCCACGCCAGUCCUGCUUCUGUCCUGGGACUUGGGGAGGAGAGCAGAGAGGGCUGUGGGCUCCAGCCUGCCCGGAGCCCUGCACAGGGCUCUCCCUCCUCUCCCUGCCCAGGUUCCCAGUCUCACAGCUCUGAUUCCCUUAUAAACGAGGCUGUGGCAGGAGCAGGCGGGACUGUCCCUGGGCAAUUUCACCGUCCUGCAGUGACCUGCUGUGUGUCCAGGUCAGAGGGAGAGAAGCCCAGGGCCAGGAGCUGGGGCAGAGGACAGUGACCCUGGCACAGGGAGCACUGUGACCCAACACUCUGAAGCCAGCUGUGGUCCCCGGGUUGGUUGGUUUAGCCAAACCCCGUCUAAUGAUCUGCGUGGCACUCUGGUGGGUACAUUCCGGUGGUGCGAUACUUGGAUCUUUCAUGCAUAAGGCAGAACCAGAACUGUGUUGCCUUCAUUCACUUUUCAAGGUCAUUUGUGCCAGCGUGCCACACAGCCUCUGGGCGUCCUACCCCUGAGGGGACAGUGCCUCACUGCUAGUGAGACCCACCAGUCACACCUGCCAGCCUGACCCGUCUGUUACUCUGAACUGUGGAAUCAUAGACAGUAAGAUCAGUGGCAAUGGCCGUGGUCCCCACACAAGGCAGCCUGCUCCUAGUACAGAGAGGGGGACACCGUGACCCCACACCCCUGCCAUUCCCAACAGGUUUGGUCAUGUGCUGCGUUCCCAGAACUCAAAGCGUGCUGAGGAAUGGCCACACGUGUGCUGCAGAGAAGAGAUGGGCGGGGGUGGGAGUGGGGCUGAAGCAGAGUGCCUGAGGCCCAGCACCCCAGGGCAGGUCCCACUGCGUGCUGCAGACCAGGAGCUCUCCUGUGCGGGUGUGGGGGUCUCUGUGCCCAAGCUCAGGGGUUUGGUCCCACAGAGCAGCCCAGCCCCUGGCGUGAGGCUCCCGCUCCUCACCUUUAGGGUAGGGCCAGCAUCCCCCGUUGCUCCCAAGACCAGCAGAGCUGCUGCAGCCGAGGUCCCGCCCAAGCACGCCCAUCUGUGGUGUUUGGCAGUUCCCAUGCCUGACACCCCACCACCACCUCCAGGGAUCAGAACAGUGAAAUGCCACGUGGAUUUCAGCUAGCUCCUUUGUCCUAAAUAGACUGUAUUUAUGUCUAUA